AUGUUGGAAAACGACGUACUCGAAGUGCUUGGGCAGACCCCCUUUCUUUACAAGCUAUACACUCAGAUAUGCUGCGUGUUCCCAGUACCCGAUCCGUCCGCGCACGAUGCCAUUGUCGAUACCCUAGCCAAGGGUCUCGAUCGGCUAGCAGGUAGUUUUCCAUGGCUAGCCGGGCAGGUCAUCAACGAGGGGGCAAGUGAAGGCAACACAGGAGUCUACCGCAUAAUCCCGGGGGACAAGAUCCCGCUGGUCGUCAAGGACCUCCGACACGAUCGGUCUGUGCCAACAUUGGACGACCUCCGCCGGGCCAAUUACCCAUUCAGCAUGCUGGAUGAAGAACUCAUUGCGCCCUGUAUGACUCUCAAUCUACCAGGAAGCUCAAUUGGUCUCGCCAAAGACUCGGCGCCGGUCUUCUGCGUUCAAGCCAACUUCAUCACGGGUGGCCUGAUGCUGACUCUUGUCGGUCAACACAAUGUUAUGGACAUGACCGGCCAAGGACAUAUGAUCCGCCUACUUUCCAAGGCCUGCCAUAAUGAACCGUUUACAAGCGAAGAGGUGUUCUCGGGAAACCUUCCCCGCGCCACCACCAUUCCCCCUCUAGACGACUCAUACCAACCAGGGCCUGAGCUCGCCGAACAGAUCGUAAAGCCUCUUGCGCAAACUACAGAGAACGCCGCAGAACCGCUUCCCCCUCCUCCGAAAUGCAUCUGGGCCUAUCUGACCUUUUCCGCCAAGUCCCUUGCUGCUCUCAAAUCUCUCGCAUCCAAACAUAUUACUUGCGGCUUCAUUUCCACUGAUGACGCUGUCAGUGCCUUCCUGUGGCAAUGCAUCAUUCGUUCUCGACUGCCUCGCCUGGAGCCGAGUGCAAAGGCACUUUUCACGCGCGCCGUCAAUGUUCGGCGUCAUUUGGGUGUCCCAUCGGGCUACCCUGGCCUGGCACAGAAUCUAGUAUAUCACAGAGAUUCAGUCCAGACGCUGGCCGAGGAGCCCUUGGGAACUCUCGCAUCAGAAUUUCGCUCGGCGAUCGAUCCCAAAAAGGUUGAUCUGGCAUUCAACACUCGUGCGCUAAUAACCUUUCUCAGCCGCUCACCUGAUAAGACCGUCGCUUCGGUCGGUGCGACAGUGGAUAGCAAGAGAGAUUUUAUGAUCAGCUCUUGGGCUAAUAUCGAUUGCUAUGAGCUGGAUUUCAAUCUGGGGCUAGGAACCCCGGAGGCAGUGCGGAGACCGUGCUUGACUCCCAUUGAGAGCUUGGGUUAUUUGAUGCCAAAGUCACCAUCGGGGGAGAUGGCAGUAGGGAUUUGUUUGAGAGAGGAAGAUUGGGAGAGAUUGAAGGCAGACGAGGAGUUUAUUAAAUAUGGGCAGUACGUAGGGUAG
This is a messenger RNA of Penicillium lagena, 1374 nucleotides long. RefSeq names its product fumigaclavine B O-acetyltransferase easN (gene fgaAT). The record is from RefSeq and is a predicted model, not a curated record. The transcript has a single exon. Bases 1 to 1374 code for a protein of 457 amino acids. NCBI's taxonomy places the organism in Eukaryota, Fungi, Ascomycota, Eurotiomycetes, Eurotiales, Aspergillaceae.